UUGAAUCAAAUCAAAAAUUAUGGCAAGAAAUAAAUAACAUAACUAAUAAUCAUUUAUCAUAUGUAAAUAAUUCAAUUAUUCAAAAUAUAAAUUCAUUGAAAACAAUUCAAAAAUCUGAAACAAGGGAUGGGAUUAAAGAUUUGGAGAGAGACAUUAGAUCUUCAAAGAAUUUAGUAUUUAAACUUGACCAAUCAAUCAUACCAACAGUUAAGGUGACAGAAGAUGAAUUAUUAGAAACUAGAUAUGUUGUAUCAGAGAUUAAAAAAUCAUGA
Molecule: messenger RNA, 272 nt
Organism: Entrophospora candida
Lineage: Eukaryota; Fungi; Glomeromycota; Glomeromycetes; Entrophosporales; Entrophosporaceae
Source: the annotation of a GenBank genome assembly